UCUGUCUCUCAGUCUCUCUUUUUCCAUCUGCCUGUUAGAUGAUAUACUCAAGAACUAUCUAGGAGAAUCAAAAUAAUCAUUCGCUUUCUCUGUAUACACAUCCUGGAAGAUCUAUAUGUUGACUACACUGAAGAUUAGUUGCUGAAGCGUCCAAAAGAUUGUGUUCACAGAGCUUGAGCUUACAGACAGUGUUUUCGGAGGAUUUUUAAGUAUUCUACAGCCAAAAAUGGACCUAGAGAAAAUGUCAAAUGGUCACCAUGGUCAUGGCGAUAUCAAGAAUGUGGAGAACGAAUUUACCAGCUUUGAUGCCCUUGAAAACAUGGCAGAAGGUGACCAGUUCCUCAACAGCAAGAGCAAUGGAAAGACAGAGACUCAGUUUACAGAUUUUGUGGGAAAGACUUCUUUCGGAAUGUCAAUUUUCAACCUCAGCAAUGCUAUAAUGGGCAGUGGAAUUCUGGGAUUGGCUUAUGCCAUGGCCAACACCGGGAUUAUUCUUUUUGUAUUUCUGUUGAUAACCAUUGCUUUGCUCUCUGCUUACUCCAUCCACCUACUUCUGAGGAGUGCAGGAGUGGUUGGCAUCCGUGCAUAUGAACAGCUGGGGCAGCAUGCAUUUGGUACACCCGGGAAAAUUUUAGCAGCAUGUAUUAUAACAUUGCACAACAUUGGAGCAAUGUCAAGUUAUUUAUUUAUUGUGAAGAUAGAGUUACCUCAUGUUAUUGAGGGUCUCAUGGGACUGCCAGACAACUCUGGUCAUUGGUAUGUAGAUGGCAGAUACCUCAUCAUUAUUGUUAGUGCCUGCAUCAUUUUCCCUCUGGCACUUAUGAAAAGACUUGGGUAUUUGGGGUACACCAGUGGCUUCUCCCUCAGCUGCAUGGUCUUCUUUCUCAUAUCUGUGAUCUAUAAGUGUCUCAGCAAUUCUGGUAUAGAUUCUGAGAGCAACCACAGCAAAAAAUGCACUUUUCCUAAUGCAAGCAUAAUAAACUCUACCACUGAAAUAAGCAUAAUGAACUCCACCACCGAAAUAAGCAUAAUCAACUCCACAAGUGAAAUAUGCGAGGCCAAACUUUUAACUGUCAACCUACAGACUGCAUUUACCAUCCCUAUUAUCGCAUUUGCAUUUGUGUGUCAUCCAGAAGUAUUGCCCAUUUACACAGAACUCAGAAAUCCAUCCAAAAAAAGGAUGCAAAACGUUGCUAAUAUCUCUAUUUUGGCCAUGUUUGUCAUGUACCUGCUCACUGCAAUCUUUGGCUACCUCACCUUCUAUGCAAAUGUGGAUUCUGAGCUUCUGAAGAUGUACAAUAAAAAAGACAUCCUGAUGUUGUGUGUUCGACUGGCUGUGCUGGUGGCAGUGACACUGACCGUUCCUGUCGUUCUCUUCCCGAUCCGUCGUGCCGUCUUGCAGCUUCUGUUUCCCGAUAAGCCUUUCAGCUGGGUGUGCCACAUCAUCAUCGCCAUGUGUCUCCUGUUUGCUGUCAAUCUGCUCGUCAUCUUCGUGCCCAACAUUCGGGACAUCUUCGGCUUCAUCGGUGCAACAUCAGCUCCCAGCCUAAUUUUCAUUCUGCCAGGAAUAUUCUACAUUUACAUCGUCCCUGAGGAGCAGGAGCCAUUGAAAUCUCGACCAAAGAUUCUGGCGAUUUUGUUUGUGACUCUGGGGUUCAUCUUCAUGAUUAUGAGCAUUACAUUCAUCAUAAUCGAGUGGGCCAAUGGAAAGCAGUCGGUGGGCGCUCACUGACAGAGCUGAGACAGUGAAACAGACUCCAGCACUUAAAGACCAAAUACAGCAAACACGCAAUGCUGUGCCUGAAAACAUGAUUCAGGUUCAGGUUCACCCAUCAGAUAAGUCCAAAAUAAAAAAUGGUUUUCAAGAAGACCAUACCAUAAAUAUGGAAGACAAUACUAUAAUAUAUAAAGAAUUUAAAAAGCAUGGAAAGAUGUUCUUGACAUGCUUCAGCUAUGAUUUUAUUUUUAUAAAAGCCAGUUUUACUUGAAAUACAUUGCUGUUAUGAAUGGAAUCAGAUGGAAUCUCCAAAAUUACACCAAACAGAUGGAAGAACUGUGAAACUAAGAUGAGAAUCCACUCAUCUUUAUUGCCAAAGUUUUAAAUAUGCAGAUUGAAUUCUACCUCCUACUAAACAGAGAAAUUUUAGUCAAUUCAUGUUUUUAUUUUAGUUCAUAAUGUAUGUUUUGGGGUCCAAAAGUCCUUAUUUCUAGUAGUUUAAUAAAAGAUAUUUCAUUACAACUAAUAUUAAAGUUUUUCUCAGUGGCUUAGGUGCAUUUCUCACAACACUAUUUACAUUUGCACAACAGUUAAAGCAUUUCUCAAAACAAUUAGUACAAACUGCAAAAACUAGUUGAUAGUCUGCAAAAGCGUGUCAAUUGCCAAAAUAGAUAGCUCAUUCCUCAAAUGCAAGUAUUCAUGUCAAUGAAAAUGUCAGUAUCAUCAAGAAGAAAAGUCCUGACACCAUUGGUUAUAAACAAGAUAGUCAAAUGGCUUUGUAAUGUUUUCACUACGACAGUUUACUCUGUACAUUUUUUCAGAUGCAAAAAAAGUCAGAUUUUGGUGACACUUCCUGAAAAUGCUCAAGACAGCACUAUAUACUAUUUGCAAAGCAAUUUGAAAACUAUAGUAAAGUUAGACAUCACUGCAUUUAGUGAGGUAUCUGAGUACAAGACGCUGAAUAUGUAUGUUUCACAUUUUUACUCCAUUUGCUCUUUGCAAUUCUAAUUUAUUCACAGCAUUGUGCAAAAGAACCUACAACAUUCAUAGGUCUGUAAAUCAUUUAUGAAAUUGUUCAAUUUAGAAGACAUUUUCAGCCAGUAAAGAUGUAAAAUGUUUUAUAAAAUUAGCUUGACAGAUUUUGAUGUUGUUGUAAUGAUGUAUGUAAUGUAUGUAAUGACUCAGAUAAUGAAAUGAGGACUAUUAGUUUUAUAUGGAAUGACUAUUCAGCAUUCACAAGAUUAGUUAAUUUUGACUGACAUGACAUAAGCAAAUGAGAAUGUUAUAAAACAGCAGAGUUGUAUGAAAGCAAUUGAUGCAUGUCCAAAAACAUUUGCAAUUUGUUGGAAGGAAUGAGAAACUGCAACUAUGAUGUGCACAACUGACUAAUAUUUGAGAAAUGGAUUAACUGUUCUGCAAAUGUAAAUAUGCACCAAAGCGACUGAGAAAUAACAUAUUUUGUGAAGUGUUUUAGCAAAACCUGAUGAAUUGAACUAUAUCUUAAAACAAUAAUUAUUAUAAUAGUAUUUAUUUUUUUACAAUCCUAAACUUUUUUAGUUCCAGUUGAUUUAAAGUGCUUCUUUUAUCCUCACUUGUAAGUCACUUUGGAUAAAUACAUCUGCUAUAUGAGUAAAUGUAAAAGUAUUUCAAAUCCCAGAUAUUCCAUUUGGUCUCAGAUCUUUGGACCCCACUAUAUGUACCUCUCAGAUAACUUACAUUUUUAAUGAAGAAUAUCCUUGAGUAUAAAACAUUUAUAACAUUAUUUAACAAUGAAAGGUUUCUAAACUAAAGUACUAAAGUAAAUGUGUAAAGUAUAUGUAUUGGUACGUUUUGUGUCUACACCAAUGAAACAAUUUAAAUACAGUAGCAAUGUAUGUUUUACAGUAGUUAUUGUAUUCCAGAAGCAUAAAACACUGUUUUCCGUGUUGUAUGUUAUUUUAUUUGUUGUGUAAUUGAGAGGACUUUUUUAACAUCAUGAAAAUGAGCAUACUUGAAAAAUGUUGUUGGAUUUGAGACAUUUUUUUUCAUAUGUGGCAUCCCUGCAGGCACAGGAUGUCAACAUGAUGUCAUAUUGACGUUGUACCCCAACGUCGUGGGGACGUUGGAUUAUGUUUGGAAAUGAAAAUCGGGUUGACGUCAGAACCCAAAGUCAGGCUGACGUCAGUGUUCAACGUCCAACCUAAAAUCAAAUAUCAACAUCUAAUCAUGUUACACCUUGAUGUUGUGUGGACGUUACCACGAUGACAUCUAUCAGACGUUGGAUGUUGGUCACUUUCCAAAACAACCUAAAAUCAAUCAAAUAUCAACGUGAUUUGACGUCGUUAUUGGACUUCAAAAUAACGUUGUCCUUAGACGCUGACUAGACAUUGAGUUUUAGUCAGCUGACGUCAUGACCUAAUGCAACCUAACAUUAACGUCUUAUGAUGUUGUGUGCCUGCUGAGAUAUUAUGAUCCAGUGACAAAGAAAAUCACUCCAGGAAUGGACUGGAAAAUGAUGAAUGCUAUUUAUAAUUUGUUAUGAAUAGGCACUACAAAAUAACAUGGCAUUGAUAGCUGUAUCUAUUAUCUAAGCUUACAGAAAUAAUUCUGUGGUCAUAUUACAACAUGCCCAUCACAGUCAGUUCUCAUCUGUAUCUGUUUAUAUGGACCAAGACUAACCUGUUUUGUGCUGGGACAUUACGACGAUGAAUAAAAAAGUCUGCUUGUUUUGUAUAGUUUUCCAUGUAUAUAUUGUGUUUGAUAUUUUGAAAUGGAAGCAGCUUGUAUUGUACAUCUGUGUAUAUUGUUUGUACAUAUUUUCAGUUUUUUUCUGUUCAGAUUUAGCCUGAAUGCUGACAAAAAAAAAUGAACAAAUGCUUAAAUCAAUGAUUACUGGGAAGUUUAAAUUGAAAAUUAAUUCACAUUUCCACAUGAUGAUUUUUUUCUCUCUAAGUGCCUGGUGUCAAAUGAAAUUGUAACAAUCCCAUCAUUCCACAGUUAAUGUUCAGAAUUGCUAUUUAUUAUUGAAGACAUUUCUCUCUGUACAUACGAUCUUAAGAAUAAACUGAACAUAUACUUACAUUUUAAA
Molecule: messenger RNA, 4784 nt
Organism: Danio aesculapii
Lineage: Eukaryota; Metazoa; Chordata; Actinopteri; Cypriniformes; Danionidae
Gene: slc38a5a
Product: solute carrier family 38 member 5a
Exons: 16
Coding region: 227-1732 (501 amino acids)
Biological process (GO): serine transport; glycine transport; L-histidine transmembrane transport
Molecular function (GO): L-glutamine transmembrane transporter activity; glycine transmembrane transporter activity
Source: RefSeq, a predicted model, not a curated record